AUGUUCCAAAUCCAAGCGUGCCAGGAGUCACCGGUGGAUUUUCAUCCAAAGGGAUCAGGCCCGUCGUCGAGCUCUGCCGCUCCGUUGCUCCGACUCGAACACCGCCGCUUCCACGUCUCUGUCUCCGCCGAUUGUUUAGACGGCGAACACCGGAACGGUGCCGCCGCUGGUGCGGAGGACGAUGUGGUACCGGAAGCAGUACCCGGGAGAGAGCAAAGGCAUCACCGAGGAGAUAAUAAAUUGAGCACCAACGGUAACAAUUCUUCUUCUGAUGACGAUGACGGUGACGGUCGGAAUGACGAUAAUGCCCCUGCCGAGGACAAUAGCUCGGAAUCGGAUGCCGACGGCGACGGGGGUGAAACGGAGACUUGGCGGCGGAGCUUGGAAGGGUUUAUCAAGUUCUUGGUGGACAGCAGGCUCGUAUUCGACACACUCGAGCGCAUUGUCGAUGAAUCAAACGGCGUCGCUUAUGCAUAUUUUAGGAAGACUGGAUUGGAGAGAUCGAAGAGUCUUUCGGGAGAUCUCGAAUGGUUUAAGCAGCAGGGCAAUGUGAUUCCGGAACCCAGCAAUCCAGGAGUUUCUUAUGCCAAGUAUUUGGAGGGGCUUGCAGAACAUUCUGCUCCAUUGUUCCUCUGCCACUUCUACAAAAUCUACUUUUCGCAUAUAGCUGGUGGGCAGGUCAUUGCAAGACGGGUACUUUUCGAGUUUUCAGGAUUCUUUAAUCUUGCCUAA
Messenger RNA from Pyrus x bretschneideri (Chinese white pear), 732 nucleotides. RefSeq names its product probable inactive heme oxygenase 2, chloroplastic. Lineage: Eukaryota; Viridiplantae; Streptophyta; Magnoliopsida; Rosales; Rosaceae. Gene Ontology annotation, biological process: phytochromobilin biosynthetic process; heme oxidation. Gene Ontology annotation, molecular function: heme oxygenase (decyclizing) activity. The transcript is spliced from 3 exons. The record is from RefSeq and is a predicted model, not a curated record. Bases 1 to 732 code for a protein of 243 amino acids.